UAGCAGCGAUGGAGGGCGGAGACGAGGGUUUCUAUCAGCAACACUAAACUACCAUGACAGCAACACGUGUAGAGGUGACAGGACGUUAUUGACCACUUGGCCUCCAUGAAUGGAAGGAGAGAGAGGACGUUAGCUUCAAAGUUACUGCAUCAUGCUGAGCAGAACGGAGAGCGCCCAGCUCCUCAGCAUCCCUGGCAGGCCUCUGACAGUUCGUGCUGGCUGCCCUCCCAACCGGCCCUUCCAACGGGACGCCAGCUGGCCCGCUGCUGCCGCCGCCGCCGCCGCUCCACCAUCAUCACCGGGGUGGCUGGCUGAGUGAAGACAGGGCGUAUGAAGGAGAGCGAGAGAAGACGGGAGCUGCCAGCUCGCACCAUCCUCACCCGCUCACUGAGAUGUUAAAUCUGUUGUCGGCCUCGCCGUCUCUCGGCGGCGGCAGCGGCGGCUUGCAGAUUUGUAUGCAGACGCAUCCAGCAGCUGCGCCUCUCCUGCCUCUUUCCCUGACGCCGAGCGCAGCCUCCCAUACAGAUGAGCGCUGGAAAGCCACGCACCUCUUGACGUAGAGCCCACAGACAGACCGACCGGUUUGCGGUUGCCACUCGGUCUCCGUUGCACGUAUAUUGCGCAACGUGACCGAUGCUCAACCAGCUCCUCACCACACCGUCACCGCGUGGAUUCAUUUCGAAAAAAAAGUGGGUCUCAUAACAUAACGCACCGAGACGGAACAGCGGAACAUUGCUGUAUUUGCUUCUAGAGGAGCCAUCCAUCCAUCCAUCCAUCCACCGGAGGCUGCUGGACCCUCCUCCUCCUCCUCUUGUUGUGUCGUUGCCGCCGGGAGAGAUGAGUCGAGCGUCGGGAGGUGCAGUCGUGAUGUGACUGUGUGAGCGCACACAGCUUUUGUUCCACUGUAUAGUAUCGAGCGACAAGGUGAAAACAGUGAGAUUUGGAGUGUGUUUUGAGGUGAUGACAGCAUGCAGCUGCAGCAGUGGAGCGAGCCGUGACCACCGCUGGAUGUGAGGAGCUAUGUCCGCGGGUACCGAGCCUCCGUCCGCCUCUAGUCGACAGCAUCCCUCGGUCUGGUGCCUCUGGGGUCUUCGCUAAAGACGCAUCAGUGGAGCACCUUACCUACCUGGAUUCAGAGGUUUGCUUGUUUGGUUAUAUAUAUAAAGGCCGGGCUCUUUCUGCUGCAGCCUCCUCCGCGUCUCCACCACCACGACAUGCGGAACAUGAAAACAACCACCACCACCUGAGUCUCCUCCUGCGUCCAUAAUAAUCCUGACACUAUAUUUAAUCGAGGAUCGGAGCCCUCUAUAUGCGCCUCAGCUCCACCGCCCCACAGGACAGGACUUCUUUGCCAUUGAGAGAUCUGGAUAUGCAGAGAUUAACGUGAGAGAGGAUGAUGAUGGAUCUAAUUAUCUGCGUUUUGGGGCUGCUGGCGCUGCUGCUCGUGGAGGGCGUCCGCUGCCAAGGAGUGUACGCACCUCCGACCGUCCGCAUUAUCCACUCAGGGCACGCCUGUAACGUCGAGGAGGAGAGGCACACGGAGAGAGUCUACACCAUCAGAGAGGGAGAGACGCUGGAGCUCACCUGUCUGGUGACGGGGCAUCCUCGACCUCAGAUCCGGUGGACCAAGACAGCCGGCAGCGUGUCGGACCGCUUCCAGGACUCCAGUGUGUUCAACGAGACGUUGCACAUCUCAAAGAUCCUGAGGACCCAGGGAGGUCGCUACUACUGCAAGGCUGAGAACGGCCUCGGAUCGCCUGCCAUCAAGUCAAUCAGGGUGGACGUCUACUACCUUGAUGACCCGGUGGUGACGGUGCACCAGAGUAUAGGAGAAGCUAAGGAGCAGUUCUACUACGAGAGGACUGUGUUCCUGCGCUGCGUGGCCAAUUCCAACCCGCCCGUCCGCUACAGCUGGCAUCGCGGGAGAGAGGUCCUGACGCAGGGCUCGGACAAGGGAGUGGAGAUCUACGAGCCGUUUUUCACUCAGCAGGGGGAAACGAAGAUUUUGAAGCUGAAGAACCUGCGGCCUCAGGACUACGCCAACUACAGCUGCGUCGCCUCCGUCAGAAAUGUGUGUGGGAUCCCUGACCGCAGUGUGAUCUUCAGACUCACCAAUAAGACAGCCUCGCCGUCCAUCAAGCUGCUGGUGGAGGAUCCCAUCAUUGUUAAUCCCGGCCAGACGGUAUCCUUGGUGUGCAUCACCACAGGCGGAGAGCCGCCCCCCAACCUCAACUGGAUCAGCAGUAACGACAGCCUGCCUCAAAGGAGCGUGGUGAAGGGCGGCACGCUCACACUCCCGGCCAUCACCUCAGACGAGGCGGGGGUCUACAGCUGCGUUGCCAGCAACAACGUGGGAAACCCGGCCAAGAAGUCCACCACCAUUGUGGUGCGAGCUUUGAAGAAGGGGCGUUUCUGGAUCACUCCCGACCCCUACCACAACGACGACAACAUCCAGAUUGGACGUGAAGUCAAGAUAUCUUGUCAGGUGGAGGCGACCCCACCGGAGGAGCUGACGUUUAGCUGGCUGAAGAACGGCCGUGCCCUGCGGAGCUCAGAGCGUAUGGUCAUCACCCAGACAGACCCCGACAUCUCCCCCGGGACCACCAACCUGGACAUCAUAGACCUCAAGUUCACCGACUUCGGCACGUACACCUGCGUGGCGGCGCUGAAGGGAGGAGGCAUCCCCGAGAUCAGCAUCGACGUCAACAUCUCCUCCACAACUGUUCCCCCCAACCUGACAGUCCCCCGGGGCAAGUCCCCGCUGGUGGCCCGCGAGGGUGACACAGUGGAGCUGGAGUGCCUUGUUUCAGGGAAGCCCAAGCCCAUCAUCCUGUGGUCGCGAGCCGACAAGGAGGCGCCCAUGCCGGACGGCAGCAUGCAGAUGGAGAGCUACGACGGCGUGCUGCGUAUUGUUAAUGUGUCCAGGGAGAUGACGGGCUCGUACCGCUGCCAGACCAGCCAGUUUAACGGGUUCAACGUGAAGCCCCGGGAGGCCGUGGUGGAGCUCAUCGUACAAUACCCUCCGACGGUGGAGCCGGUGUACAUGGAGAUGCGUCAGGGCCUGGGGAGGCCGGUGGUGAUGACCUGCAGAGUGCUGCGAGCCCACCCGUCCCGCGUGUUGAGAUUCGAGUGGCUCCUGUCGAACCGACUGCUCCACGCCGGAGCCUUCGACGCCCAAAGAGACGAGACGGAGUACACCAUCCGCAGCCUGAAUCGAGACGGCUGGGGGGAGUACACUUGUAAUGUCAUCAACGAGGCCGGAGCAGGAAAAUGCACCUUCCAGGUUACAGGCAAGGCCUACCCUCCAGAGUUCUACUAUGACACCUACAGCCCUCUGUGGCAGAACCGGCCCAGAGUCUACGGCUUCAAGCUCCAGUGGACCCAGAUGAACCCCAACGCCGUGGACCGCAUUGUCGCCUACAGACUGGGCAUCAGACAGAUGGGGAUGCAGCGCUGGUGGGAGCAGGAGAUCCCCGUGGAUGGAGCAAUCAACAAAGGAGAGCUCAUGACACACAACCUGACUGAGCUCAUAAAGCCUGAAUCCUACGAGGUGCGCCUCACCCCCAUCACUCGGUUCGGAGAAGGCGACUCCACCAUCCGGAUUGUCACGUACAGCGCUCCCAUCAACCCUCACCUGAGAGAGUUCCACUGCAGCUUUGAGGAGGAGCCCAUCUGCAUGUUCACCCAGGACAAGAAUGAUGAUUUUGAUUGGACGCGGCACAGCGCUGCUACCCGCGAUACCAAGUAUACGCCCAACACCGGGCCCAGUGGUGACCGCAGUGGUUCCAAGCAGGGUUUCUACAUGUACAUUGAGACAUCAAGACCGCGGAAGGAAGGGGACCAAGCACGGCUCAUAAGUCCGUUUUUCAACGUAGCACCUAAAAACCCUUACGGUAUCACCAACCCACCUGCCUACUGCUUUGGCUUCUUCUACCACAUGUAUGGAAAACACAUAGGAACACUAAACGCCCUCCUAAAACAGAGAGGCCAAACGGCCUCCGAGGGUCCCGUGUGGUCGCUAAACGGUAACCAAGGUGACCGCUGGAAGCAGGCAAAAGUAAGCAUCCAUCCGACGGCAUCAUUCCAGGUGGUACUCGAAGGUAUCCGAGGACCGGGCAUCGAGGGAGACAUCGCCAUCGAUGAUGUCACGCUGGAGGAAGGGGAGUGUCGAGACCCACCGCCCAAUCUCAGCUCCGAGGCUCCGUCCACAUCCUCCCAUAUAUGGCUGCUAUGCAUCACCUUGGUGAUGACCCUCCUGGAAGGUCAGAGGUGACCCUUCUCUCCGUCACCUCAGAGGCGAAUAUUCAGACCCACCGUCUGUGAACUAUACCCUCGGCAUCCAAUCACCAAAGAUUCAUGCAUCCUGAAAGCAGCAGGGGUCCCCUGCCAGACCACAGAGGGACCGGAGUUAAUGAAAGAGAGAAAAAAUCGUGAUAAAAAAGUGACACACAAAAAGUAAUAAAGAAGAUGCGCUAAUUUUUUAAAAGAGACCUCUUUUACAGAAUAACACUCCUCGGUGCGGGACUCUGGACGUCUUUACGAGCACAAAGACAGGUGGGUGAUGAAUACGCCUGGACUUUGGCGAAAGAGUUCACAAGCGUCGAGGGAGGAGAGUUUGUAAAGCACAAGAACAAUUUUAUGAAGUUAUGAAAAUAUCUUUAGAAGGGCGGCGGAAUAUAGACACUGCUGACUUUUUCAAGAGGAAAAUAACAUUUCCCUGCUUACGAAUACAUGGAAUCAGACCUUUCUCUGUGUAUCUUUAUCUUCAUUUUCUCGCACCAGAUGCCAAUCACCGACACUUGUUUUUCACUCUAGCCCGGCCUCACGUCACACCUUGGCAUUUCUUUAUCUGCUUGGUGCUGUACUGUAGAAAAAAACAAGGACUCUGGCAACAUUUAGUUCUGUCUGCUUACCCCCCCACCCCACCCACCCCCCCUUGUAGCUGCCUAUGUAUCUAUUAACACUGUGCUCACGAGUCUAAGUGGCCAACCGGCGGUAUGGUGGCAGAACGGCGAAUGCAGGAAGAAUCAGGUGUAGACGAGCUAGACUGGAGGGCAGAGGGGAAGUUGAAGCUCAGGAGCUGAAAUGAGAGGGAGAGGUUGAGGGGAGGAAGAGUGGAGGGAGAGGAGGAGCAGGCAGAGAGUAGAGAACGGUCCGAUUAGUGAGGCCCUGACUCGAAUAUUCAGUCGGCGGUGCGCCUGUGGAACAGAAGCCACUUUACUUUCUGCCAUGAAACAAAGUGCCUUCAGAUUACAAACCGAAUCGUGAGCCUGGGUGUUAAUCAACAUCGAACACAUCUCUGUUCAAGUUUCCUCUGAUGGGCUAUUUUCUACAUGUUUCUUUUGCCCCACAAGUGCUGAUGGGAGGGCAUGCGUGUUCAGAGGGAGUGUGGGGGUCGUGCUCCACCCGGAUUUAACUCCUGAUGGGACAGUCGUGUGUGUGUUUGUGUGCGUGCGAGUGUGUGUGUGUGUUUGUGCGUGUGCAUGCGCCUAAGCCUAUGCCUAUGCCUACGCGUAGUUCAAUGUGAGGGCAGCUGACCAGGAAACAAUUUGGAUAAAAACAGCGGUGAAAGUGAGGCUCUGGAUCGUUUUUUUUUUUCGCAGAAAGACAAGAUCAUACAGGAGGAUAAAGACACUUCGUCGAAUGAAUACCCCACUCUCUCUCUUCCCAUAAUUCUCCCUCCCUGCGGGCGAGCAUUUUUUUAACAAAAGAACAACUGCUGAAUAAAACAUUGCGUUGUACAGGGAGGAGAGCAGGAACUUUGGGGACUGCAGGCUCUUCAUUAGGGCGAUCCGCCUCGCCCCUAUCCUCCACCAUUUAUAUGGAACAAUACGAGAAUAAAAGAUAAUAAUGACCA
Sebastes umbrosus (honeycomb rockfish) is the source of this 5857-nucleotide messenger RNA. Its product is annotated as MAM domain-containing glycosylphosphatidylinositol anchor protein 2-like. Gene Ontology annotation, molecular function: protein binding. Gene Ontology annotation, cellular component: membrane. Lineage: Eukaryota; Metazoa; Chordata; Actinopteri; Perciformes; Sebastidae. The coding region runs from base 1394 to 4273 and encodes 959 amino acids. The transcript is spliced from 20 exons. The record is from RefSeq and is a predicted model, not a curated record.